AUGUCACGGACGACGGCGCGGUCGGCGGCGUCGAGGCUGGGGUGCGCCAGAGCGCCUGCAGGAUGUACUCUACCGAGUCCUUGGCCCGCGCGCGCGGGCCAGCGGCGGGAGGUGCGCGUAAACGGAGGAAGACCCACGGCCUCUGCAUCUGCGGCGGCGACGGUGAGUGCGUCGCCGGCCCUGGGGGUCCAGCCGCUGUCCAAGAUCGCCAUCCACAAGGCCACCGUUCACCUUGACCUCCACCGCUCCUCCGCGUACGUGCGGGCGACGCCGGCAGUGCUCGGCGGCCAGGACGAGGACACUGUGUGGGUCACCGUCAAGUACGGCUGGGAUAACCCCACCCCCGACGACUGGAUCGCCGUCUUCUCCCCCGCUGAUUUCAUCUCGGGCACGUGCCCUAACCCCGAGAGGUACCCCGCCGAGCCACUGCUCUGCACGGCGCCUAUCAAGUAUCAGUAUGCCAACUACUCGGCGAACUACCUCAAAGGUGGCAAGGGCACCAUCCGGCUCCAGCUCAUCAACCAGCGCGCCGACUUCUCCUUCGCCCUUUUCACCGGCGGCCUCGAAAACCCGAAGCUGGUGUCGGUGUCUAAGGCGGUGGUGUUCAAGAACCCCAAGGCGCCGGUGUUCCCGCGGCUGGCGCAGGGCAAGACCCACGACGAGAUGACCGUGACGUGGACCAGCGGCUACGACGUCAGCGAGGCCUACCCGUUCGUGGAGUGGGGCAUGGUCGGCGCCGCCGGCGCGCGCACGCCCGCCGGGACACUGACCUUCAACCGCGGCAGCAUGUGCGGCGAGCCGGCGCGAACGGUUGGGUGGAGAGAACCCGGGUUCAUCCACACGGCGUUCAUGAGGAACCUGUGGCCCAACAAAGAGUACUUCUACAAGAUUGGGCAUGAGCUCUCCGACGGAACCGUGGUGUGGGCUAAGCCCUACACCUUCCGGGCACCACCAACCCCCGGGCAGAACUCGCUGCAGCGCAUCAUCGUCUUCGGUGACAUGGGAAAGGCGGAGAGGGACGGAUCAAAUGAGUUCGCCAACUAUCAGCCAGGGUCGCUCAACACGACGGAUAGGUUGAUUGAAGAUUUGGACAACUACGACAUCGUCUUCCACAUCGGCGACAUGCCCUACGCUAACGGGUACCUCUCCCAGUGGGACCAGUUCACCGCACAGGUUGCCCCCAUCAGCGCCAAAAAGGCCUACAUGGUUGCAAGUGGCAACCACGAGAGGGACUGGCCCAACACCGGUGGGUUUUUCGACGUCGAGGACUCCGGCGGGGAAUGUGGCGUGCCCGCCGAGACCAUGUACAAGGUGGACUAUGGGAUGUUCCGGUUCUGCGUGGCGGACUCGGAGCACGACUGGCGGGAGGGGACUCAACAGUACAAGUUCAUCGAGGAAUGCCUCUCCACGGUGGACCGCAAGCACCAGCCGUGGCUCAUCUUCACGGCGCACAGGGUGCUCGGCUACUCCUCCAACUCGUGGUACGCCGACCAGGGCUCCUUCGAGGAGCCAGAGGGCCGGGAGAGCCUGCAGAAACUGUGGCAGAAGUACCGCGUCGACAUUGCCUACUUCGGCCACGUCCACAACUACGAGCGUACAUGCCCGCUCUACCAGAGCCAGUGCGUCAACAACGAGAAGAGCCACUACUCGGGCACCAUGAACGGGACCAUCUUCGUCGUGGCCGGCGGCGGCGGUAGCCACCUGUCGGAGUACACCACGGCGAUCCCCAAGUGGAGCAUAUUCAGGGAUCACGACUACGGGUUCACCAAGCUGACGGCCUUCAACCACUCGUCGCUUUUGUUUGAGUACAUGAAGAGCAGCGAUGGCAAGGUCUACGACUCCUUCACCAUCCACAGGGACUACCGUGACGUGCUCAGCUGCGUGCACGACAGUUGCUUCCCCACCACACUCGCUAGCUGA
Triticum turgidum subsp. durum (durum wheat) is the source of this 1920-nucleotide messenger RNA. Lineage: Eukaryota; Viridiplantae; Streptophyta; Magnoliopsida; Poales; Poaceae. The record is from the annotation of a GenBank genome assembly.